This is a messenger RNA of Oryctolagus cuniculus (rabbit), 2750 nucleotides long. Lineage: Eukaryota; Metazoa; Chordata; Mammalia; Lagomorpha; Leporidae. The record is from RefSeq and is a predicted model, not a curated record.
ACGCCCCCUAGAUCGCGGCAGGAACCCGGCCUGGCCCGCCUCCCCGCCCGCGAGCCGCGCCGGCCCCAGAAGUGAUGAAAGCCUCGGCGGAGUCCAGGUCACGCCGAAGCCGUUGCCCUUUUAAGGGGGAGCCUUGAAACGGCGCCCGGGUUCCAUGUUUGCAUCCGCCUCGCGGGGAGGAAACUCCAUGUUGUAACAAAGUUUCCUCCGCGCCCCCUCCCUCCCCCUCCCCCUCAGAACCUGGCUCCCCUCCCCUCCGAAGCUCGCGGGGAUCCCUCCCUCCCACCCCUCCCCUCCCCCCCGCGCCCCGAUUCCGGCCCGAGCCGGGGGGGAGGCCGGGCGCCGGGGCCAGAGUCCGGCCGGAGCGGAGUGCGCCCGGCCCCAUGGACAGCUCGGCCGUCAUUACUCAGAUCAGCAAGGAGGAGGCGCGGGGCCCGCUGCGGGGCAAAGACGUCCUCGCGGGGGAGCCGCGGGCACCGGUGGGGCCCCUGGCAGGGGCAUGGCUGGUUCCUCCCAGCCGCGGCUCUCCCCGCGGCACGCAUGCACGCCCGGCCGCCCCUGCAGGCGCAAGUGCCCAGACCCCCAACCUGGGCCUCCCUGCUGCAGGAGAUCACAAGUCGGCAGCUUCCCAGAAGCCCCGGAGCAGAGGCAUCCUACACUCGCUGUUCUGCUGCGUCUGCCGGGAUGACGGGGAGGCCCUGCCCGCCCACAGCGGGGCUCCCCUGCUGGUGGAAGAGAAUGGCGCCAUCCCCAAGACCCCAGUCCAGUACCUGCUCCCUGAGGCCAAGGCCCAGGACUCAGACAAGAUCUGCGUGGUCAUUGACCUGGACGAGACCCUGGUGCACAGCUCCUUCAAGCCGGUGAGCAAUGCGGACUUCAUCAUCCCCGUGGAGAUUGAUGGGGUGGUCCACCAGGUGUACGUGCUGAAGCGGCCCCACGUGGAUGAGUUCCUGCAGCGAAUGGGGGAGCUCUUCGAGUGCGUGCUGUUCACUGCCAGCCUUGCCAAGUACGCAGACCCAGUGGCUGACCUGUUGGACAAGUGGGGGGCCUUCCGGGCCCGGCUCUUCCGAGAGUCGUGUGUCUUCCACCGGGGGAACUACGUGAAGGACCUGAGUCGGCUGGGCCGAGACCUGCGGCGAGUGCUCAUCCUGGACAACUCGCCUGCCUCCUAUGUCUUCCAUCCGGACAACGCCGUACCGGUAGCCUCCUGGUUUGACAACAUGAGCGACACGGAACUCCACGACCUCCUGCCCUUCUUUGAGCAACUUAGCCGCGUGGACGACGUGUACUCGGUGCUCAGGCAGCCGCGGCCCGGGAGCUAGUGAGGCGCGCAGGGGCCAGGACCUGCCCCGACCCGGUCCACACCGCACAGGCAGACUCCUCCAGGCGCCCCUGCCUGCGCCUGCGCCUGCGCCUGCGCCGGCGCCCGCGCCCUUUGCGGAAAAAUCCAGGGGCAGCAGCGCCACACUCAGUGCCUUGGGGGAAAUGCGUGUCUCCCCACCAGAACUGGCUGCAGGCUACAGCAAGGACAAUGUACCCCUGGGCCCCUUUGUCAGUGCCUUUGAACUUCCCCCAUCUUCUGGGGGGGGGAGCCCCGGGGCCCCUGCCUGCCACUCCCCUCUCUGUCUCCUCUCCAGCUGCCAUGUUUUUUGCUGCCAAAUCGGGCCCCUUGGCCCCUUCCAGUUCUGCUUUGGGAGGUGGGGGUGGGCAGGGUUUCUGCUGCCCCGAGCCUUGGACCUCCCAGCCUGGGAAUGGUGGACACCAAGUGCCUUGCCUGGAACCCCUUCUUCCUCGCGUGGUUUUCCCAGGGGGCAGGGUCUCCAGCUGGGUCAGCUCCUGCCCACCACAGCCAGACUGCUGCAGUCCAGGCUGAUCCAGGAGGACCCAUCCCCUGCCCUGUCUUCUUUGGGACUUCGCCUCGGGGACAGGGGAGGAGAGAAAGGGGGCGGGGUCUGUGCAGCAGCGUCUGCAGGGCUGAGAGCUGCUUCCUGUCCCCCAUCACCCACGCCCUCCCCCUGUCUGCCUUUACCACCCUCAGCGCUGGAUGCAGUCGCAGGCAGGACCCCCCGUGGUGCCAUAUAAAUAUGUAUAUGUGUAUAUAGAUUUUUAGGGACAGGAGAGAGGGGAGGGUCAUGGCGAAGACACCUCUCUCACCCCUUUCCUGGGCCCGGGAACUGGGGGUAGGGAGGGAAAGAUUUUUACAUUUUUUUAACUGCUAUUCUCUGAAUGGAACAAGCCGGGCCCUGUUCUCUGUCCCUCACACCCCCUCUGCUCCAUUCAUUUCAUUAAUUCAUUGAUGCUAGACCCACCAGCUCAAGUGUGUAUGUGGUGGGGGGGUGCUCUACACCCCCUAAACGGUGCCUCCCCCACCCACCCGAGAUUUCACUGGUGCCUUUGGGGGAAUCUGCAGGAGGUGGGACCCUUUUGUGGGAUUUGGGGGUCUCCAGGAGCCCCUGGCAAGCUGCCCCCCUCCCUGUGCCAAGUCAUCCCCCCCCCUGCAGCGCCCCCUGCUGGCUGGGGCGGCUCCCAGGACCUCUGACUCCCUGUUUCGGAAGCCCCUCCAGUACCUGCUGGGUUUGGAGGACUGACGGUCAAGGGGACCCACGUACUAGUGCCAAGGGGGAGUCCGGUGGAGAUGUCGCUGUGUCCUCUCCCGCCAGCUGGGGUGGAGGGACCUUCCCAUUAAGUGCCUUCUCUGUGACUGCGAGCCUUACCGAGCGGUGACAACUAAAGAGAAAGCGAGACCCCCA